Molecule: messenger RNA, 4194 nt
Organism: Fonsecaea monophora
Lineage: Eukaryota; Fungi; Ascomycota; Eurotiomycetes; Chaetothyriales; Herpotrichiellaceae
Exons: 3
Coding region: 1-4194 (1397 amino acids)
Biological process (GO): DNA replication; leading strand elongation; lagging strand elongation
Cellular component (GO): alpha DNA polymerase:primase complex
Molecular function (GO): purine nucleotide binding; DNA-directed DNA polymerase activity; single-stranded DNA binding
Source: RefSeq, a predicted model, not a curated record
AUGUCGCAUCGUUCAGCACUUGCUCAGCUCCGAGCUCAGCGAGCUUCCGGCAAGACACGACUCGCUUCCUACCAGGUCGAGGAUCAAGGUGCCAUAUACGAUGAAGUCGAUGAAGAUGGCUACAAGAAAGUCGUGCGCAGUCGCCUCGACAAGGAUGACUUCGUUGUUGACGACAAUGGGGAGGGUUAUGCAGACGACGGUCGAGAAGAAUGGCAGAACGAGCGGCAAUACUACAGUAGCGACGAUGCCGAGGAGCUUCCAUUGAAAGGAAAAGCUGCAAAGCGAAAACGUGAGGACGAUCGUGAGAAAGAAGACCGCACCAACCACAAGAUUCUCAACUACUUCAACAAUGGCCCUGUCGCAGCGGCUCCCAAACCCAAGAGAUACCAAGGACCGCCGACCCAGCUGGUCAACACUCCACCUCCGCAGUCUGUACAAGAAGAGGACGACCAUGUGCCGACAUUUGAUGACGACAAUAUCAUGAGUGAUCCUCUUCCUUCCUCUCCAGUCGUCAAGGCUGUUGAACGGAAGACGAAAGUGCAGAUCAAAGAGGAGGACGAAGAUGAGGAUAUCAUGGACGUUGCUCAAGUUGUUGGGUAUGAAGCCGCUCAAUCAACCAGUAUCAACAUGACCGGCAGCAGGCCACCGCCAAAAAUCAAGUCUCCACAACUUCCAACACCACAGAGCUCUUCUCCGCCGUUGCCGCCAGUCAGUGAAGUAGAUGCUUCUUCAUGGAACAAGAUCACCAGCAAACUCAAUAUCCAAAGUAGUCCGUCUUCGGAAAUAAUUCGAACCUUCGGCAAGAUGAAACCUCAAGACGCUGUUGAAGAGGAUGGCAGUCUGCGUAUGUUCUGGCUCGACUAUACGGAAGUCAAUGGCAGUCUUUGUCUCUUUGGGAAGGUCAAGGAUAAGACCAGCGGACAGUAUCGCAGCGCAUUCGUCAAGGUUGACAACAUUCUCCGCAAGCUCUUCUUCCUUCCGAGAAAGUAUCGGGUUGUCAAUGGCCAGGAAACUAGCGAAGAAGUUGAGAUGGAUGAUGUAUACGGUGAAGUCGACUCGUUGAUGUCCAAGAUGAAGGUGUCCACCAGAAAAGUCAAACCGUGCACACGAAAGUACGCAUUUGAACUAUCUGAUGUCCCGAAGGAAGCAGAAUACCUCAAGCUUCUCUACCCCUACGACAAGAGCCCUCUCCCGAUGGACCUGAAAGGCGAGACGUUCUCCCGGGUCUUUGGCACAAACACGGCCUUGUUUGAACAGUUUGUGCUGUGGAAGAACAUCAUGGGGCCAUGUUGGUUGAACAUUGAAGAUGCCGAUUUUAGCGCUGUCAAUAACGCUUCUUGGUGCAAAUUGGAAUGUGCUGUCACCAAACCGGCCAACAUCACUGUCUUGAGCAACUCCGAGCAGCUCGAGGCUCCACGCCUUACAUUGAUGUCUUUGGCGUUCCGGACACAACUCAAUGUCAAGGAGAACAAGCAGGAAAUUUUAGUUGCGAGUGCUCGCGUCUACGAGAAUGUCUCUCUUACCGACACCACUCCCCCGGAAGAAAUGCCCUCUCGAACCUUUACAGUGAUGCGACCAUCCGGAUCUGCUUACCCGGUUGGCUUCGAAGCUGAAACCAAAAAGCGAAACGACACAUUUAUGCUUGAGAAGACAGAACAAUUUCUCCUCAGCAAGUUCCUGGCACUUUUCGAAAGGGUCGACCCCGAUGUUUUGAUCGGCCAUCAGCUUCAAGAAGUCGACUAUAGCAUUCUUCUGAGUCGCCUGAAAGAGAAGAAAACACCAGGCUGGCACCGGAUCGGUAGAUUGAAACGAGGAGAGUGGCCCAAGUCGUUUGGGAGAGGUGCCACAUUCUUUGCGGAGCGACAGCUUCUCGCGGGACGACUCAUGUGCGAUCUGGCAAACGACAUGGGCAAGUCGUUGAUGACCAAAUGUCAACAAUGGAGCUUGACAGAGAUGUGCGACCUCUACCUUGGGCCCGACAACCGCCGCCGUGAGCUGGACAAUGAAGCAGCCUUGAAGACGUGGGCAACCACUCGCGAUGGGCUGCUCAAUUACGUGACUCAUUGCCACGCUGACACCUUUUUCAUCGCGGCGCUGGCUUUGAAGUUGCAAAUGCUGCCACUGACCAAAGUGCUCACAGAGCUUGCUGGGAACUCGUGGGCUCGAACCCUGAGCGGCACACGAGCUGAACGAAAUGAGUACAUUUUACUGCACGAGUUCUACCGCAAUAAAUACAUCUGUCCCGAUAAGGAAUUUGGUAAAGGUCGGGCAAAACAGGCGCAGGAGAAUGAUGACGAAGAUGAUGGAGCCGACACCAAAAAGAAGGACAAGUACAAAGGUGGGCUGGUCUUCGAGCCAGAAAAGGGCCUGUACGACAAGUUCAUCCUUGUCAUGGACUUCAACAGUUUGUAUCCCAGCAUCAUCCAAGAGUACAACAUCUGCUUCACGACUGUUGAUCGGUCAAGUACCGCCGAAAAUGAGAACGAGGAGAAGGUGCCAGAGGUGCCGGUCGAUCAACCACAAGGAAUCUUACCAAAACUUAUCGCCAACCUUGUCACACGCCGUCGGGAAGUCAAGAAGCUGAUGAAGGACAAACGAGCCUCUGCAGAACAACAGGCACUCUGGGAUACCAAGCAGAUGGCACUGAAACUCACAGCCAACUCCAUGUAUGGGUGUCUCGGUUAUACCCAAUCCCGCUUCUAUGCACGGCCGCUAGCCAUGCUCACCACCUUCAAAGGUAGAGAGAUUCUGAGAAGCACCAAGGACCUCGCAGAAAGCAACCAACUGCAAGUCAUCUAUGGUGAUACCGAUUCCGUCAUGAUCAACACCAAUGCAGACAAUAUCGCCCAGGCCCUGAGCGUUGGGCUAGAGUUCAAGCGCUCGGUCAAUGAAAGAUACAAACUAUUGGAGAUUGACAUCGACAAUGUUUUCCGACGCUUGUUGCUGCAUGCCAAAAAGAAGUAUGCCGCUAUUAACAUGGCCGAGAUAGAUGGCAAGUAUGUUGAGAAGCUCGAAGUCAAAGGUCUUGACAUGAAGAGAAGAGAAUACUGCGCCUUGUCCAAGGAGGCGUCUCAGAAGCUCUUGAACGAGAUCCUCUCGGGGGAAGAUUCGGAGGUUGUCCUCGAGAAAAUCCAUGAAUAUCUUCGGGAGUUGUCGAGCAAGAUGAGGGAAAAUGCCAUUCCCGUACAGAAAUAUGUCAUCUAUACGAAACUGGGAAAAAACCCGACGGAAUAUCCCAACGCGGAUUCGAUGCCUCAGGUGCAAGUUGCCCUUCGUGAGAUCAGUCGAGGCAAACCAGUUCGGGUCAACGAUGUCAUGUCCUACAUUGUAACAAUGGGAGACGAAGAGACAAAGGGCCUCCCAGCGCCGAAGCGAUCUUACACCCCCCAAGAUGUUCAGAAAACAGAUUCUGGCUUGGUUCCCGAUGUCGAAUACUAUCUCCACAAACAGAUCUUCCCGCCUAUUGAAAGACUGUGCGCGCCCAUCCCUGGGACUGAUUCGGUCAGACUGGCUGAAUGCUUGGGUCUGGACGUUCGCAAAUAUCAGAUCAACAGCUCGAACGGAGCAAGCCAACGAAGCACCGAGAUUUUCCCUCUUGAAUCGCAAAUUCCCGACAGCGUCCGCUUCCAGGACGCUGCGCGGCUCAGCCUGAAGUGUCGAGAGUGCAAACAGACAACAAUUUUCGAAGGAAUUUGCGAUUCAACAGACUCAUGCACACCCGAGGGUAUUUCAUGUGGCAACGCCGAUUGCAAGAAGCUCUUUCCACGAUUGAGGAUUGUCAUGCAGCUGGAGUCACAAAUUCGAGCGCAGACAUCUGCCUACUAUGAGGGCUGGUUGGUCUGCGACGAUCCAUCCUGCGGCAACCGAACCCGGCAGAUGUCAGUGUAUGGACAUCGAUGCCUGGGUCCGAAUGGGCGUGCUGAAGGCUGUCUCGGACGGAUGUCAUAUGAAUAUUCGGAAAAGAAGCUGUACAACCAAAUGUUGUACUUUGCGGCGUUGUUUGAUAUCGAAAAGGCCAAGAACAAGGCCCGAUCAGAAAAGGAAUACGCGCAGAAGAAGGAUCGGAUCAUGGUGCUUGCGGAGACGAACAAGGACGCAUUCGAGGGGAUCAAGGCGGUUGUGGAUGGAUAUCUGAAGAAAUGUGGGCGUCAGUGGGUGGAGAUGGAUACGCUGUUCAGCUUCGCCUUGAAGUGA